Molecule: messenger RNA, 966 nt
Organism: Suricata suricatta (meerkat)
Lineage: Eukaryota; Metazoa; Chordata; Mammalia; Carnivora; Herpestidae
Product: olfactory receptor 14J1
Exons: 1
Coding region: 1-966 (321 amino acids)
Biological process (GO): G protein-coupled receptor signaling pathway
Cellular component (GO): membrane
Molecular function (GO): olfactory receptor activity; G protein-coupled receptor activity
Source: RefSeq, a predicted model, not a curated record
AUGGCCAACUUGACCUCCAUGAGUGGAUUCCUCCUCAUGGGGUUUUCUGAAAACCGUAAGCUUCAGAUUUUACAUGCAUUGCUGUUUUUGGUGACGUACCUGUUGGCCUUGACAGGCAACUUCCUCAUCAUUACUGUGACCAUCUUGGACCAUUGCCUCCAGUCCCCCAUGUAUUACUUUCUGAAGCACCUCUCUGUCCUGGACCUCUGUUUCAUCUCUGUCACAGUGCCUCAGUCCAUUGCAAAUUCACUUAUGAACAGUGGGUACAUUUCCCUUGGUCAGUGCAUUCUUCAGGCUUUCUUCUUCAUAGCCCUGGCGUCAUCAGAAGUGGCCAUCCUCACUGUGAUGUCUUACGACCGGUACGUCGCCAUCUGUCGGCCCCUGCAGUAUGAGACCAUUAUGGACCCCUAUGCUUGUAGGCACGCAGUGUCAGCUGUCUGGCUUGCUGGGGGCUUCUCUGGGCUCAUGCAUGCCGCUGUGAACUUCUCCAUACCGCUCUGUGGGAAGAGAGUCAUUUACCAGUUCUUCUGUGACAUUCCUCAGAUGCUGAAACUAGCUUGUUCUCAUGAAUUCGUCAAUGAAAUUGCAGUGGCUGCCGUCACAACCUCAGCAGCGUUCGUCUGCUUGGUGUCCAUAGUGCUCUCCUACAUCCGCAUCUUCUCCACCGUGCUGAGGAUCCCAUCAGCGGAAGGCCGGACCAAAGUCUUUGCCACCUGCCUCCCACACCUGUUUGUAGUCACCUUCUUCCUCUCCACGGCAGGCUUUGAGUUUCUGCGGCCCCCUUCUGACUCUCAGUCAGCCAUGGACCUCAUGUUCUCCAUCUUCUACACGGUGAUACCGCCCACACUCAAUCCGGUUAUCUACAGUCUGCGGAAUGAAGCCAUCAAGGCCGCUCUGAGGAAGAUGCUGUCGAAAGGAGAAUUUGCCCAGAGAAGGAUAUAUUUAAAAGCCAUUUUUAAAUUCUGA